AUGGCGGCGGCCGCUAACCGGGCUGAGGGAAAGGGGGGAGAGAGAGAGAGAGAGAAAGACAGAGAGAGAGACACCAAGCGCCGCGCCGGCCGCGCGCACACUGAAGCACCCGCAGCUCGCGCGGACUGCGGGGCCGGGCAGCCAAUCGGCGUGCGCGGCGCCUACCACCCGCGUGGGGAAGGGCGCCGCAGCGCCUCGCGUUGCCACGGCAACGGUCUAGGCCUUCCGGCGGCGACCGGAAGCGGGGCGGCGCGCGGCAGCAUGGCGGCGCGGUGGGGGCGCCCGCCGGCCGCUGUAGCCCUCACGCUGCUGCUGUCGCUCGGCGCCUCCGCGCCCGGGCUGUUGCGGGGAGCGCCCGUCGCCCGCUCCGCCGCCUCGCUGCGGCCCGCCGCCCUGCGCGCGGGGGAAGUUCACAGGUUAGUUACCUACAUCUUUGUCUACGAAGACCUGAUAUCCUUGACCUGUGGUGCCAUUAUCAUCUGGUAUUUUGCCGGCAGCUUUGAGAAGAACGUCGGCACUGUGAAGCACUGCUUCCUCACCAUCGCGUUUGCCAUCCUCUCUGCCCUCCUGUACCUCUUACUCGAGACCGUUGUCUCGAGGGUGUCAGAGGUGGAAGAUGCCAAAGGAUUCAUGCCAGUAGCUUUUGCUACGUUGGGUGUGUCUACCACCCGCUCGCGGAUGAAGAGAACUCUGGUUUUUGGGGUUCGAGUUCCAGUGGUGCUGGUGCCGUGGUUUAUGCUCUGCAUAGCAUGGUUUAUUCCCCACUCUUCUCUCUUGAGUAACCUCUGCGGGCUUCUAGCUGGGGAAGCCUAUGGUCUUGGCUACUGUUUCUGCUUGGAUUUUCCAGAGUCGGUGGGCUCUAAGCUGGACCGGGUGUUCCCUUUCAGUCUGCUAAAGAGGAUACCAGGGCUGAAAUAUAUCCCAGGGUCCUUAGCAGAGAGAAGAGCCUUCGAAAGCAGCAAGAUUAACCCUGCGCCAGGCGCCUACCCCACCCAAAGCUACUACUGCUCUUCGACUCCAGCUCUUCCUGCUUUCCAGAUGCAGCACCCCAAUGCCCAGAGCCAGGGGUUUCAACACAGCUGUGCUCCGGGAUGUGGCCAUGCUCUGGGACACGAGGGAUCUCAGCACUGCCAUGCUGCAGGACACAGCCUCCCUUCUUCCCUCUACCAAGCCAGAGGUGCCUUCGGAGAGUGUCACGUGCAGGCCCACACCGGAGCCUCACCUGGACACUGCUGCCAGCUGGGUGCAUUCUCUCCCCCACAGUGCAUGUGCCCGACUGAUCCACAGACAUCUGUGGGUGCAGACCCCCUGGCUGGGGUUCAGCAAGCAUCAGGGUAUGCAGCAGCCACAGUGGUUCCUGUUUCAGCUGAAUUUUCGAGAGUCCAGGUGUACUGA
Messenger RNA from Gavia stellata (red-throated loon), 1395 nucleotides. It is a transcript of the gene RHBDD2, whose product is annotated as rhomboid domain containing 2. The transcript has 5 exons. Gene Ontology annotation, molecular function: serine-type endopeptidase activity. Gene Ontology annotation, cellular component: membrane. Bases 1 to 1395 code for a protein of 464 amino acids. The record is from RefSeq and is a predicted model, not a curated record. NCBI's taxonomy places the organism in Eukaryota, Metazoa, Chordata, Aves, Gaviiformes, Gaviidae.